AUGAUUAAUCGGAACGAAACUUGGUUAAACAGUCCAUUAUGUUUGUUCUUAUUAUCAAAAUUUGCUUGUAGCAUGCUUUUCAUGGUUGACUUGAUAGACUUGAUAUCAUAUAAUCGGCAAUAUUUUUAUGCUUUGUAUGAAGUUGAAUUUGAUAUAUUAAAACAACAGCCGAAAAAUAUCAUCAGCAAUACAGUAGAAACCCGUAUAAAAUAA
This is a messenger RNA of Clunio marinus, 213 nucleotides long. Lineage: Eukaryota; Metazoa; Arthropoda; Insecta; Diptera; Chironomidae. The record is from the annotation of a GenBank genome assembly.